Molecule: messenger RNA, 5071 nt
Organism: Lytechinus variegatus (green sea urchin)
Lineage: Eukaryota; Metazoa; Echinodermata; Echinoidea; Temnopleuroida; Toxopneustidae
Product: zinc finger protein 678-like
Exons: 2
Coding region: 78-2333 (751 amino acids)
Cellular component (GO): nucleus
Source: RefSeq, a predicted model, not a curated record
CAGUAGCUACAGCGACAGGUACGAUCCUUCCAAGUUCAAGGCAGUCUUACUUUUUGAAGAAAGAUUAGUCAUUAGUGAUGGAAGCUGAAGCUCAAGUGGUUGACCCUCCUUUUCAUCAGGGCGGUCUCUCAGAGGCAUCCUCUGAGAUCCAAACUGUACCCAGAACUGCAGCUGUAGUGAUCGAAGAAAAUGAGAGUGCAGUAAACGAUGCCAGUCAAAAGGCUGUAGGAGAAAUGGAUGAGAAACAUAAUUUGGUAAUUGCUCAAAGUUGUGAUGCAGAAUUUCCGCAAGCCUCAAAAGAUCAAGUUGAGUCAAGGAAUGAUAAACAAAAUGAAGGAACUGUUUCCUUGGAACAGAGUGGUAGUGAAAUGACUGAUGGAACUGGUGCUAUUGGUCAAAACUCUUCAGUCAUAUCAGAGACAUUAAUUGAUGCAGCGUUGACAUCAGAGCGAUUACCCAGCCAACCAGAGCAAAAUUUACAAAAAGAUAAAAAUACUACUGUGAAAUGUGCAGGGUGUGGAAAGGUCUUUGGUCAACCUUGUGCACUUCCAAUGAGAGCUAACAGAGUGAUGCUCUCUCUGUGUGAUGACUGUGAGAACAUAACUUCAGCUAUGUUCAUUUGCAUCAGCUGUGGGCAAGAAUGUAGCAGUCUUGCUGCCCUUCGAGCACACAAACAAACACAUGUAGUUCCUGAGCAGCGCAUCUUUGUUUGUGAAAUGUGUGGUGUGGGUUUCCAGAGGCAGAAUACUCUAGAAGAACACAAAUGUGCAGUUCUUGCAAGCCAGCCAGGUAACAAGUCUGAUGAAAAAGCUACCAGUUUGCAGGAGCUUCAGGUAUCCCUAAGCAAAGGUCGAUCAAGAAAACCCAGGGUAACAAAGAAAGUAAGGGUGGAAGCCAUUGUUAGUACAUUGUCCAAAAUGAGUCAGCAGACUGAAAAGAAAGUCCCUGUAGUAUCACAUGACAUAUCUCAGAAGAAAACACAACCUGUAAAGCAAGUUCAGUCGAAAAGGAAACAACAGGCCCGGGGUAGGAAGAAAACGAUAAGAAAGACUCCUUUGCCAGUACCUCCAACUAAAGCAACACCAACUCUGAAGAAAAAAUUAUUAGUUGACUUUCAACCUCCCUCAACAAGGAGGCCGAGAACUGAAAGGAAAGUUUUAACGAUACCAAAAGUGUUUGAAUGUGAGCAAUGCUCCGAAUUCUUUACAGAAAGGAAAGAGCUAAAAAAACACAAGGCCAUGCAUAAAAAAGAAACAUUUCAAUGUGAGACAUGCAAAAAAGAAUUUAAGUCAAAACCUAGUCUUAAACGUCAUGAGCUUACACAUUCUGACAGACCUACAACUGUAUGUGAUAUUUGUGAUAAGACAUUUCAAUCAAUUCAUACUUUGUUAACUCACAAGAAAACAGUUCAUGUUGAUGAGAAGCCUUAUGUGUGUGACAUCUGCCAUAAAGAUUUUAAGCAGUUGGGUAACAUGAAGACGCAUCGACGCACACAUACUGGGGAAAAGCCAUUUGUGUGUACUGAAUGUGGUCGACCCUUUGCACAGAUGGGUAAUCUCCAGGCUCAUAUGGUCAUCCAUGCUGCAUCUAAACCUCAUGUUUGUGAGAUAUGUGGCAAGUCUUUUUCAUAUAUCCGCAGUCUACAGAACCAUAUGCGAGGCACUCACACAGGGGAGCGUCCCUUUGCAUGUGAAAUUUGUGAAAAAACUUUCUCCAACCAAAGCGUGCUUCGGGAUCACAGACGAACUCAUUCAGACAAAAGGGGCUACCUGUGUGACAAGUGUGGCAAAGGUUUCAAGAGUUAUAAGAAUCUGAAGCAGCAUGAGAAAUUCCACUUGGAUGUGCGUCCCUACAGCUGCCAGGUGUGUGGGAAGGGGUUUGUUUGGUUCAAAAGCUUUCAGCUCCACAAAAGAACACACACGGGUGAAAAGCCAUAUUCCUGUGAUCAAUGUGAUAAGGUUUUCUCCAACAUUGGAUCUCUUAAGUGCCAUAAACGGAAGCAUAUAUAUGAUGGUUCAGCUCCACCUCGUAAGGGUCGCCCCACUUCUAAAACCCAUCCUUCUAAUAUCAAAGGAUCCCCUCCUCCAUCUCCCCCCUCUGCCCCAAGCCAAAUGAUGGUCAUCCCACACCCUAGUCUUCACCCAAUCCCUACUAAUACUAGAGAUCAUAUGAUUAGCUCUAUCCAACAUCAUGGAGAUGGAUCCUCUACUCCUACCACUACUCCAAUUCAUCAUGCCCUACCAACUCAUUCUCAAGCAUACAAUCACGCUGUGUAUCCUCAAGCUCUUUGCUCUUUUGUCACAAAUUCUACUGGAGAUUUUACCAUUCUUUGAUAUUUCACUCAAUGCAUAUAACCAUACACAUCACAAACAUUGUACAUUGUAAUGCUCUACGGCAGGGUAUGUUGACUUUGGUCAUGAAAUGAGUUAAAGAUUCUUUCAGCAACUUCUUCAGAUUCUUAGAAUUUUGCUCAAUCCCUCUAAACUUGCCAUUUCAGUUCAAACAUCUUCAUGGUAUGAAUGUGUAUGACAAGAAUGAUGUGAUACAUGUAUUUUUCAGUUUCCUUUUAACAUUUAUAUUUACACAAUUUCAACUCAAAUGAGGUUACUGCACACCUUUUUCUACUUUGUAUAAAGCCAUUUCAAACGAUAAUUCAUAAGCUAUUUAAUCUCAGUGUUGUCUGCAAUUAGAUUAUAAAAACAACAUAAUGAUUCCAUGACAUGUGCAUGUAUCACUACACUUUUGUUAGAAUGGAAUGUUAGGUGAUACUGAUACUCCAAUAUAGUUGAAGUAAUUUACCUUUAUCAAAGCUUUAGACUGGCUUUAAUUGCACCAAAUGGGAUUUUUUUUAUGCCAUUAAUUAAAAAAACUAUAGAUGCAUGUAAUUGAUUGACCUUUAAAGGGCAUAUCAGGUGUGAGUAAAUGACUUUAUAUUUCUACAUACAAAGUACUACAGGAUGAGACUUGUUAGCUCUGUACAUACGAUAGAAGUAGAAUAGGCAAAGUGUACAUAGAACACCUACAUGUAUUCCUUUUUAGGUACAUUUUGAUUACAGUUAACUCGGUCAAAUUGUUUGGGAGCACAGAAAUCUGUUAAACUUUUGGAGGAAAUGGCUUUGAAGAGGUGUAUAUGGAAGAAUAUUUGACACUUAAAAAUGCAAUGCAAUGAGAUGUAAAUUAUCUUGAAGGUCAAGUCCACCAUAGAUUUUCAAAAAAUCAUUCAAUAGAGAAAAAUCAAAGAAUCAUGCUGAAAAUUUUAUCAAAAUUGGAUUGAAAGUGAGAAAGUUAUGACAUUUUAAAGUUUCUCUUAUUUGUCACGAAAAGUUAUACAUGUAUGCACAACUAAGUGAUAUGCAUAUAGAGAGUUGAUGAUGUCCUUCAUUAUUUCUUUUGAUUUUCAUUGUUCGACUUGUACAAUAUUUCAGUUUUUAUAGAUUUGGCAAUAAGGACCAUCUUGUUUGAACCAUAGAAUGUUGAAAGAAUUGUAAUUUCACUUGGUCAGGGAGGGAAAAUCAUAAAACUUUAUUUCACAUGUCAAUGAUGAGUAAAUUAGAAUAUUUCAUUUUACAUGUAAUGAAAUGCAAAAGAGAAUAGUGAUUGGAUUAUGUCAUUGGUCUCAUUUGCAUAUGGACCAGGAUGUUCUGUGAUAUUCUGUGAAAAUUAAAAAUGUCAUGACUUUCUUAUUUUACAUUAGACUUUUUUUUAGAAAUUUUCAGUGUCAUGCUUGUUUGAUUUUUCUCUUUUCAUUGAAACCAACUGUUUGUUUGGAGGACUUGCCCUUUAAGGAUACAGUGGUCACAUUUUGAGAGAAAGUUAGUCUCGCAAGAAAUGAUAUUUUAUAGAAAGGAGGAUUUCAAUGGAUCCGUCCCAUUUGCUCAUUAUUUAUUUGUUUGUUAUUGACCUGCCACACAUGCUGAGGGGGUCAAUUUACAAAUUUGAAAUUGAUUUGCAACAUUUCAAAGCAAAUGAUCAAAGACGUAAUUACAGUAUGUACAGAAGCUGUAAUGGAUGAAUUGUAUCAAAACAUAAAUAUCUACUUACAUGGUAAUAUUUCUUGAAAAGACGGAGAAAGGAAUAAUGGAGAGAGGAUGGUGGAAUAUGGAAUAAGAAAAUUAAAAGAAUAAAAAUUAAUAAAGCAAAGUUGGUAUUGGGUUAAAAAUGGUUGGAAGUACUGAUUAUAUGUCAUGAAAUGAUGUUUUAUUUUGUUUCAUUGCAUAUCUGUUGGUUUAUUUUCUGUUCUAAACAUAAAAUACAUGUACAGUAUUAGAGGGGUUUUUGUUGGUCAGAACUGCUGUUCGACCUAUUGUGUUUAUGUUCAUGACUGAUAGUAGGCCUAUACUUUUGAAAUAAUAUUCACAUGUUUCUUUGUACAAAACUUAGUGAGACGAAGGUGUGCAACUAGUCAAAGGGCAAUUCAGCCUUAGAAAUAAUAUGAUUUUUUAAGCAAAGUUAUACAAAAAAAGUAAAUGUUGAAAGUUUAAUCUAAGAUAUCAAAGUGUUGGCUAUUUAACAAAGAAAAGAUACAAUAUUGGGAUUAUGUAUUAUGAAAUUAUUAUUUCAUUUUAUAUAGUAUAUUGUGUUAAGUGGUCAUGGAACACUAUUUUUUGUGAGUAUAUGAACUGUACUUGUAAGUUACCUUUUAGGCCUACACUUCUGUAUUAUGUCUCAUAUUGUUGAAUGACUUCUCAGGAGGCUAAUAUUGAAGUGAUCAUUAGUACUAGUAGUGUUUAAUUAUAUUAACACUAUUCUUAAAAUAUUUUGGAUACAUUUUAUUCUGCUUGAAUACACAUAAAUAACUGUCAAUGUCCAACAAUUAUAUCUUAUUGUGAUGUUUCCUUUACAGUGAUUUCACAUAAUGUUAAUAUGUAUUUGUGUAUAUUUGUACUUUCUUAUGUAUAUUAGAGCUUGUAUAUUUUUCAUUUCAGCAUUUUAGUUUGUAUGAUCUUGCCAUGUUACAUUGGCUGUACACCUGAAAUCAUGAGAUCUUUUUUUAAAGAAUCAUUGAUGGAACUGUCGUAUUCCAAAAGGAAAAAAGAAAGAAAUUGAAAUAAAGCAAGUGAUUAGCAACUCA